GGGCUGUAUGGGGGUCGGAAUGGGCUGUCCCUCUCUCCUCUCUUCCGUCUUUCCCUCCCUUGCAUACAUUCACAGUCCAGCUGUCCGUCUCCACACUCACUCUAUCAGGCUGAGGAGUGAGGAUAGAAGAGAAGACGUGCCACCACUGCACUGAAACAAACUAGAGAGGGAUCCACCGGAAGAAAAGAAGGAAAACUACUGCAUUCAAGAACACAGUAAGAAGAAAGCCCGGCCUAUUCCUCAGUGUAACUUCAUCGCAGCAUCAUCUAAUCCACACCAGAGACUCUAUCAGCGAGUGUGUAUGUGUGUGAGAGUGUGAGAGUGCAUGUCUGUCUGAUUGUUUCUCUUUAGUCAACGCUCUUGGAGGUGUUUUUGUGCCUGUGCUCAUCAGAGUGUGUAGAAGGUGUGUGUGAGGAUGCGGCCCGGGUGUGUUUUGGUCUUUUGUAUGUGCAUCUCUGUGUUUCUUCACCGCGCUAUUUCACAGCCACCCACAGAAACUGACACCUACACGGAAUGUACAGAUGGAUAUCACUGGGAUCCACAGACUCAACACUGCAAAGAUAUAAAUGAAUGUGAGACAAUCCCAGAGGCCUGUAAGGGAGAGAUGAAGUGCUUUAACCACUAUGGGGGCUACUUGUGCCUUCCUCGCUCUGCCUCGGUCAUCCCUGCCCCUGAACCACCCAACCAGAUCCACCCCAGCCUGGAGAACACGGCCAGCGAGCCAUUCAACCCGUGCCCUCCAGGUUUUGAGCCCCAGGGAGACAGCUGCGUGGAUGUGGAUGAGUGUGAACAGGACAGUCACGACUGCCUGCCCAGUCAGCAGUGUUUCAAUACAGAAGGCUCCUUCUCCUGCCAGUGUCCAGAUGGGUAUCGCAAAGUGGGAACAGAAUGCAUUGACAUUGACGAGUGCCGGUACCGCUACUGUCAACAUCGCUGUGUUAAUGUCCCUGGCUCAUUCUCCUGCCAGUGUGAGCCUGGUUUCCAGCUGGCUGGCAACAAUCGCUCCUGUAUUGAUGUUGAUGAGUGUGGCAUGGGGGCCCCCUGCAGUCAGAGGUGUUAUAACACGUACGGGACGUUCCUGUGUCGUUGUGAGCAGGGUUAUGAGCUGGGGCCAGAUGGCUUUGCCUGCAAUGACAUAGACGAGUGCAGCUACUCCAGUUACCUGUGCCAGUAUCAGUGUGUUAAUGAGCAUGGCAAAUUCUCCUGUGUCUGUCCUGAAGGAUAUCAGCUCCUGGGCACGCGCCUCUGCCAAGACAUAAAUGAAUGUGAGACAGGAGCUCAUCAAUGCUCUGAUGGACAGACUUGUGUGAACAUUCAUGGAGGUCACAAAUGUGUUAACAACAAAAGCUGUCAGGAACCUUACGUGCAAGUGUCGGAUCGCUGUACGUGUCCUAUCACAAAGCCUGGCUGUCGAGACAUGCCCUACUCCGUUGUGCAUCGCUACAUGAGCAUCACGUCAGAGCGCUCCGUCCCCUCAGAUAUCUUUCAGAUCCAGGCCAUCAGCGUCUUACCUGGAGCUUACAACACCUUCCGCAUCCGCUCUGGAGAUGACAAUGGAGACUUUUACAUCAGGCAAAUCAACAACAUCAGCGCCAUGCUUGUUCUCGCCCGUGCCGUGAACGGCCCCAGAGAGUACGUGCUGGAUCUGGAGAUGUUUUCUGUGAACCCGCUCGUGAGCUACCACACCAGUUCUGUCCUGCGCUUGACCGUUUACGUUGGGCCUCAUGCCUUUUAGCUGAGAGAGAGAUGUAGAGAUGCCCAGAGAGGGAAAAAGGGGGUGGAAGGGUGGAAGCACUGAUUGAUUCAUCCAACAAGGAGGGCUUAUGAGCUGAAUAUGUCUGGCAGCUGACAGACAUCAUUUCCAAGACUGUAUAAAAGUCAUUUUCACGAGAGAUGUACCAACUUAUACACCCUCUACAUCAUAAAUAAUAAAAAGGCUAUUAGAGACAGGCACUAUAUUUUAAGGACAAGAUGUCGACAAGAUAACAACUCACUAUAUUGUCAUAUGGAAAAUGGCAAAGUUACUAGCUGCACUAUGACUCCAAACCUGCUGUACAACCAAUGUAAACUGUCUUUUGUCAUUUCUAAAAAUAGCCUCUUUCUCAGGAUGAGGGCUGCAGCUCUGCAGACUCUUUCCACUGGUUUGCUCUUCCAGUUCAGAAGUCAGCAAUAAUAAUUAAUCCCUCCUAUUCAAAUAAAUGUAGCAAUAACAAUAUCAAGGCUGUAAAAAGUAUCUCUGUGUGUUCUUAAGUGUCAAAAAGCCUCUUUUAAUUUUCCACUAUGUAUAAUCCAUCUCUGAGUUCAGUAUUGUUUUUAUUCAUUGUUGUUAUUCAGUAACCACUUAGUCAUUCCAAACCUCUACCCCACCACCACCACCAUCAAUAAUGCUCAUGUUACUUUGUGUAGUUUUUUUAUACCACGCUGCCGUUGUUGUAUUUCCAUCCUGGAUUUAUUACUGUAAUAAAUUUGAUAA
Sinocyclocheilus anshuiensis is the source of this 2473-nucleotide messenger RNA. RefSeq names its product EGF-containing fibulin-like extracellular matrix protein 2. Lineage: Eukaryota; Metazoa; Chordata; Actinopteri; Cypriniformes; Cyprinidae. Gene Ontology annotation, molecular function: calcium ion binding. The record is from RefSeq and is a predicted model, not a curated record. The transcript is spliced from 11 exons. Bases 416 to 1735 code for a protein of 439 amino acids.